AUGUUUGAUUUUAAGUUAACACCACGGGAGAUAAAUAAAAAAUUUUGUUGGCAAGCGUGCAAGCAAAUUUCUAUAAGAAAUAAGACAACGGAUGGGACGGAAGAUGAGUUAGGAAAAGGAUUACAAUUAAAAAGUCAAGAUGAACUUAUAGGAAAGGACGGUACUUUCAGGUUUCGGAGGAUCCACAAGACGAAGCCAAACAACGGGAUGUCGGACAAGUUCAAAGACGAACAAAUUCACGAUACAAGGAAUAGUCUACGGAAUCAGAAGGAACUUGGAAAUGACAAGAUUGCAACUUUUAACAAUUUGAACGAGGUUUUUAGUGGUAGAAUUGAUAGAAUUAAUGAAAUUAACGACAAUCACAGGGUGUCAACGGCGGAUUGUGAGGAUGAUAACGAAUAA
Rhizophagus irregularis DAOM 181602=DAOM 197198 is the source of this 402-nucleotide messenger RNA. RefSeq lists its product as uncharacterized. NCBI's taxonomy places the organism in Eukaryota, Fungi, Glomeromycota, Glomeromycetes, Glomerales, Glomeraceae. The record is from RefSeq and is a predicted model, not a curated record.